Molecule: messenger RNA, 1474 nt
Organism: Menidia menidia (Atlantic silverside)
Lineage: Eukaryota; Metazoa; Chordata; Actinopteri; Atheriniformes; Atherinopsidae
Source: the annotation of a GenBank genome assembly
CCCGUAUUUACAAGCGAUGCGUGACGUUCACUGACUCGCAGAAAGACGUCUUAAAGCGCACCCGUAACCCAGUACUUCCCUGAUUUAGACCAACAAAAUGCAGUCUCUCAGAGAUUUUCUGAACGAGAGGCUGGCUGCAGCGGCGGAGGACAUAUUUAUAGCUGUGGAAAGGACGAUAGCCGAGUACAAAGAGCAGAUUUUCCGUUCAAAAGAUUUGGAAAUCGGUCGCCUUAGGAUGCAACUAAAGCUUCUCAAGUCAGAGCCAGACACGGAUGAAUGUCCCGGAGCCCAGCUGCUGCAGUACAGCCAUCAACACCCACCUCCCUCUCCCUCUCCACCUCCAGCUCAGGAGCAGCCGCCCCCCGCCACGAUGGCCCCCGACCCUCCCCCCAGCGAGGUGGAGGGAAGCCCCUCCCCGGAGGAGGAGGUGGAGGACAGCAGGAUGGAUGGGGGUCAUCCGGAGCCCUCAGAGGUCAAGAAGGAGCCCAACGCCCAGAGACACUUCUGGACGGACCACGAAUCGGACCUGGAGUCAGACAUGAAAGACUUCAUCCAGCCUCCCGGCGGUCUGCACGACCCAGCUCUGCACUACCACCCUUACCUGUGCGGCGGCGGCGGCGGGGGCGGGGAGGAGAGCAGGGACAGGCCCUACAGCUGCUCGGUCUGCGAGAAGCGCUUCAGCAACUGCUCCCACCUGGCGGCCCACAUCCGGACCCACACGGGCGAGAGGCCCUACAAGUGCGACGUGUGCGGCAAGACCUUCGUCACCACCAGCGCCCUGAACCGCCACAAGACCAUCCACACCGAGGGCAAGCGCUUCAUCUGCACCUACUGUGGGAAGUCUUUCAAAUGGAUGGAGUCUCUGGGCAGACACCUGAGAAGCGUGCACAAGAGGGAGAACAUACCCGGAGGGGGCUGCUGAGAUCCACACCGGUUCUGCAGUUUGUCGGGUUUCUUGUGGCUGCGCGUCAUGUUUUAUCUCUUUAUAAAGAGCAAAAGGGUUAGCAGGAACGGUCAAAGGGAUGUGUGGAUAGAUGUGCAUGGUCCUCAUGAAACACUACUGACGUUCGAGAAAGCUUCCUACAUCUCUUGAUACAUUUCUAAUUUUAGGACUAAGUACUGAUUUCUUAAACAGCCAUUCUUCAUACCUCUGAUGAAGGGAAAUCAGACUCAUUCAUAAAUUCCCAUCAAACAGCAGCAGAUGGCAGUGUUCAUCUACUCAAUGUCCAAGACUGCUGGCUCCCUGCCCUCCCUUUUUUUAUUUAUUUUUUUCAAAAGAGCAUACAGCUUAUCGAUCACACUCCGAUCACCACAAAAAUCAUUUUUGGCUGAAAUAUAAAAGCAGCAGUUGUUGGAGAUAUACUGGGUUGCUUUGCUUGACAUAAAAGCUCAUUCUAAAGAAACAAAAGUGUGAAAAUGUUGUGCAAUAAAACAAAUUAUCUCCACAUCAGGAACACUGUUGAGUCCGUUGUUU